Molecule: messenger RNA, 820 nt
Organism: Aspergillus welwitschiae
Lineage: Eukaryota; Fungi; Ascomycota; Eurotiomycetes; Eurotiales; Aspergillaceae
Exons: 1
Source: RefSeq, a predicted model, not a curated record
GGGGGAAAUCGCUCGUGAUGGUCGGAGAUUAUCCAACACGGGCCAAUCACCACCGCUUGUGUGUUGGUUUCGUUUUUCCCCCACGAAUUACUACUAAGGUAGUACUAAGUAAGUACUCACUUCGUCCCCCCCGUAUUUUCAUUCUUUGGUCCAGUCAAUCAAUCCCUAAUUACGGCAUGGAAAUCUCGUUGAUUUACCUUCUAGUAGUACUGCUUGCGAGGAAAGGUUGCAUGCCUCCCCCAGGGGUAAGCACAAGAUGUUCAUGUGAAAAUGGACAGACAACGCUAGCACAUCUGAAAAAGGAAGGUCUUAGAUAAUUAAGUAGUUGUACUAGUUAGCUGUAGGUAGUGCUGUUGUCACUCUUUAUCAGGAAUUGAAACAUGAAUUGAUUAACGCCAACGAGUUGAUCCAAUCACCUACAGGUAGGGCUUUUCCUACAGUAGUGGCAUGCAGCAUGUCUCGAUGGCACACAUUGACAGCAAGGAACCGCCCUUUCAUGUCACCCUUCAUUACGACACUGUACAUGAAACAAACAGAGAAAGAGAGAGAGAGGGAGGGAGAGCUAUCUGUUCUAUCCACCCUAGAGGAAUCGAAAGGCCCUAAGCUCACCAUAGGUGCCUGGUUCUACCCCAGUGCGCCAUCCUUUCACUCUACUUGUGGGGUACCGAGCUCUUUCCUCCGAUUCUCGCAGCUCCCCGACCUCUUCUCAAGCCACAAAUAGCCUUUGGCAAUACGUACACAGGUAGUCUGCUGGUCCCUCCAUACUCCACUUGGGCACCAGCUAGAUAAUACUAACCCGCCUGGGGAGCGAGCUCACAGG